AUGUCAAAUUCAUUGAGUAAUAAAACUUGGUUGGAUGACUUGACGAAAAUUCAAGACUCUCGAAAUAUAAAAAACGAAACUGUGGAUCCUUGUGAAAACUUUUACGAAUUUUCAUGCGGAAAAUUCGCCUCUUUCAAAACGAAUUUAACACAUACAUCAUACUUAGAGGAUAAUUUUCAAGAUUUCUGUGAUGAACUAAUCGGAAUCAUAAACGAGACAAGGAAAUCUGAAAAUUUAACAGAUCUACUAAAAAAUUUCUUCAUUUUUUACGACAGUAUUCAAGAUUACGGAUAUAAUGAAACCACGGGGGAUGAGUGGAAAAAGAAUUAUUUUAAUGAAAACUUGGGAGGAUGUCCACACUUCGAUGAAAAUUGGGACGAAUAUAAUUAUAAUUUAGAAGAAAAUUUCGCAAAAUUUAUUAAAUUAUCUAAAGACACUUUGAUUUCGGUUGAACCAGACGUUAGAAACACAGAAAGAAAUAUAAUUACUAUUUCGGCUCCAAUUAUACCAAUAGAAAAUCAAAUUAAAACAAAUUAUUUCGAUUCUAAUAAAUGGAUAAAUGCUAGUUCUUCGCUAACAUAUGAAAAUUACGUAAACAACAUAGAACCUGAUUUUAUGACUGUAGAGGAAUUACAGAAAUUUAUUCCAGAAAUUAAUUGGGAGAAUUUAUUCAAUUACAUUUUUGAAGAUGUCGACUUACCUGAAAAAUCAAAUAUAACUUCUCAGACAGAAAUUAUGAUAUGGAGAAAAAAUAAUUUAUUAGAGUUUUUCGAGGUGAAUAAGACGAACAGUUUUAAAAGGUAA
Messenger RNA from Centruroides sculpturatus (bark scorpion), 804 nucleotides. Its product is annotated as neprilysin-2-like. The coding region runs from base 1 to 804 and encodes 267 amino acids. The transcript is spliced from 7 exons. Gene Ontology annotation, biological process: proteolysis. The record is from RefSeq and is a predicted model, not a curated record. Gene Ontology annotation, molecular function: metalloendopeptidase activity. NCBI's taxonomy places the organism in Eukaryota, Metazoa, Arthropoda, Arachnida, Scorpiones, Buthidae.